AUUUGGAGCACCGCGUCCGGGCCAAUUCAUUAGAGACGCCAUCGACGAGGCCGAGAAUCUAAGAACGGAACGCUAAGCAUGGAUCGACAGACGCGAAGAGCGAACUUUAAAAACUUGCAGCAAGAGUCCAAAAAGCUUCGAACGACGCGCAGCAGCAAGGCAGCAGCAGCCUCCAACACAUCCACACUAUCCUCCUUCUUUGCUACACCACCCGAAAGAGUCGGAACAGAGGAUGACACAGAAAAUCGCUGUCGAGAGGAUGUACUACCAGCAGCAGCCGCUGCUGAGGUGGCUGCCGCGGAACCACGAAUCAGGCCAAUACGCAAUAGCAAUGUCUUUGAACCACCGGGUCCAAAGCCCAAAAAGGCGCCCAAGCUGAAGGGCAGCAGCAGCAGUUCGAGUGCUCCACGCCGGGGACGCGGUCGCAGCAAGCAACAGCCGAGCAUUAGCAAUUUCCUGCGGAAUGAGCAGAUCUUCGCCGAGGUAACUGCACAGCAUUGCAUGGCGGAUAACUUCAGUCCAGAUGAUAUUGAAAUGGCGCUGGCGCUAUCCAAAUCGGAGGCUGAGAAGCACGGGCACCUGCGUUUGAAUGACGAUGACGAUGCGCCCGUCGAUGUGGUGGGCGACAAUGCUGGAGCAGCCACAGAGAACGUUCGACGUAGGCUACAGAAGUACGGCUUUCGCACAGCCGCCAAGGAAGACUACAACAGCUUGGCGGUGCUGCCCGGCGUCUCCGGCAGGGGUAGUCGUCGCUGCAAAUGGGCCAACAAAUUCACUCCCCUCACGCUGCGUAAUCCCGAGCUGCAGCAAAAGAAGCUGGAGGACAAGGUGUCUGCUUUUUUGGCUCAACAAGUGCGAACGAAAGAGCUCAGUGAGGAGGAACGUUUAAUGCCACCCUAUAAGCUAAUUAGUUUUGUGCUCCGAGAACUGCAAACCGACAGCCAGUCUGCCAUUGUACAUGAGCCCUGUGAAGGUCCAGUUGGGGAUAUAGGCAUCUACUUUGUAUCCAAUUUGAUUGAAGUAAGUCACACGCCUGCCCAUCAUUUGCUCAAGGACUGGGCUGCCAUACAGGGCCGUGACUUGUCCCCAGAGCGAAUUAGUACGAAAACCCGCCAGCAGAUUAAGCAAAUGGCAAUCGCCUACAAUGAGCUGGAAAAGCAUUACGAAAAUCAGCAACAAGUUGAAGAGGAACUCGAUGAACUGGAGAAGCUGCUGGUGGAGAACCUGAGCGAAGAGGAAGAAGAGCCUAAGGUAGAGGUCUCCUCCACUGGCAGCAGUCCAUUGAAGGAGCCGCCAGAUAAGCGUGCCAAAAUGGUUGAAGAUGUAAACCCAGAAGACCUCAAGCCCAGCAGUCUUCCCCCACAAGCAACAGCGCGCUGUGUGUCACCCGAUCUGUUUGCCGACUCUGACGAUGAGCCAGUGGAAGAACCAAAGGAAAAUCAGGAGUUUUCUUUGAAAGUUUAUAAGAACAUAACCACAAGCGAUAGUGCGAGUCCAGUGACAGAAGUGGAGGGUACACACAACCAGGAACCAGCAAUUUGCUCAGAAGUUUAUUCCAUUUCAAGCGAUGAAGUUAAAACUGUAAGCGACGCUACACCUGAGCAGUUGGAUACUAAAGAACAUUCCACGCCAGAAUUCGAUGAGCCAAAGGCAUAUCUCAGCACGGAUAUCUUGAGCAUUAGUCAAGCAUUUGAAUCAGGCAAUCUCAACUGCAGUCCGGCUAUGGAUUCAAGUUGCCAAAAGGAUAAACUUGCACUGAGUGCCACAGACAAGGAGUCGGAGAAUUCAUCGUUCACAGCUCCAAAUGACACGAAUCCCAGCUGCAGCUUUAGUGAUUUGAACUUUUCGCGAAGCUCUUUUAGAAGAAGCGUCAGCCUGUCCACGGAUAACAGCUUCAAGAGUCCCUUAAACUGGAAAAUGAACUCAUCCUCCGAGCAGCCUGCACUGUCUGCUGCUUCACCCUUCAGCAUGCAGUCGGAUGCAAGCAUCGAUCUGACCCAAAACGAUGAAAGCGAUGAAGACAAUGAUGUGAUCAUGCUCUCCGAUGAGGAAAUUAAUUACUCCAUCUGGAAGGCCAACAAAACGGGAAAGCUCAAUAACUGGGAUAAUCAGAGCUCCGACAGUAGUCCUGGCUCCUCACCCGUAGCCAAAAAGCGAGCUGUGCCCUACUUUAAGACUGAAGAAGACUUGGAUGCCUACCUAAUGGCUUCGCCCACAAUCUCGAAUAAGUCGCAAAAUUCACGCUCGCCGAAUAAGAGCGCUCUGAGCAGGGAGCGUGCAGAGUUUGGGAUACUUGAUGCGGCACACUCUGAGCCCUUUACGCUCUCGCAAAUAAUGAGCCCCGCCAGAAAUGAGUUACCAGAAUCGCACAGCGAUAUAAACUGGUCAGAGGCAUCCUUCCUUGAUGCCCCCAUCAAGCCUUUAUCGCGCAAGAGUAGCCAUAAAUUUGAUGAUUUGCUUGUCACGCAGGACGACGAUUUGUUUGCUGAUGAAUUCGAUGAUUUUGAUCAGUUGGUUUUUCCAAACUGCAAGGAAUCAACCAUUGAGGCGAGCACAGAUACGAUGCCAAGCGGUCUGGAUCGUCUGCUGACGGCUGAAAUCCGAAUGCCAACGUUGCCGGAACUUUCAACGCCCAAAAAGGUAACAUCAAUGGGUGAAAGCAGAGAGCCUACGUUGCCUGCCAUUACAACGCCCAGAAAGUCAUCAUCUACAGAGCCUGAACAGUUGGAGGUCAAUGGAAAUGUGUACACCGUUCGUGUUUGUCAUACGCCCAAGCCCGAUUUCACACUAAUGCCAGAGUCAGAGAUCCUUCAGCAGCUGUACAAUUAUGGAAUUAAGCCGCUGAAGCGAAAACAGGCCGUGAAAAUGCUUGAAUUUAUCUACAAUCAAACUCAUCCCAUUAUGCAGCCCGUGGAGGCAAAACUGUUGGCUCAGGACCCUAUGCCACGCUCCAAAUCCACACCCGUGAUGUCGGAGAAACCUCGCACCCGACUGUUAGAUUCAGCCAACGAUGAAGCCUGUCUGACGCCUACAGAACCCAUUUUGGAGUUCAAAUUCAACACCGAAGCCUCUGGGCAGGAUUUGCUACGCUUCUCGCAGUCCGUGCCGCUCAGCCUAAGCGACAAUUUUGAGUUCUAUGUGCUGCAGACGAAUGUGUCCAAGAAGACGGCCCAACCGCUGGUGCCGCUCCACAUCGCCUGGCACAAUCUUCUGUGUGCCAAUCCCAAGCUUCAUGAGAGUGUGCUGAUGUACGAGCCCAUUGAUCUGCAGGAAGUUUACUUGCAUCUGAAGCAAAUGGGUCAUCGGUAUGAGCCCAAGGACUUGAAGUGUUUCUUCGAUCGUCGCUGCAUUAUAUUUCGGUAUGAGCUGGCGGCACCCGCCAAGCAAGCGGAGCGACAUGUGAGAAAGAAACCAAGAAAGGCGACGACCAAGAGGUCAUAGCUGCCAGCAUUCCAUUGCACUUAUUCCUAGAAAAACAUUUAUAAUUAAUUAUUAUUUGACACUUUGUUAUUGGGCGCCCUUUGCCCGUUUAAAUUAUGCUCUCUAAAAUUUAUAAAUUCAAAACAAAUCUGUUAUAAUUAUUAAUGAUUCGAAAUAAUGAUCGAUAUCUUACGGAAAUGUA
Drosophila subobscura is the source of this 3622-nucleotide messenger RNA. It is a transcript of the gene mus312, whose product is annotated as structure-specific endonuclease subunit SLX4. NCBI's taxonomy places the organism in Eukaryota, Metazoa, Arthropoda, Insecta, Diptera, Drosophilidae. The transcript is spliced from 5 exons. The record is from RefSeq and is a predicted model, not a curated record. Gene Ontology annotation, cellular component: Slx1-Slx4 complex; nucleus. The coding region runs from base 79 to 3441 and encodes 1120 amino acids. Gene Ontology annotation, molecular function: enzyme binding. Gene Ontology annotation, biological process: DNA replication; resolution of meiotic recombination intermediates; meiotic DNA double-strand break processing.